CAACUUUAAACUUCACCAAUCUUCAUUUUUCCCAUCUCUUUUCUCCCUCUUUAUACUUUCUCUCUCUUUCCUGGUGUUCGUUGCAAGCUCGGAAGAACAUUAAAAAUGGCGGCGGUAUGGCGAGCAAAAGUACCCCCAAAUUCAGCGACUCUGGAAGAAGCACGUAAGAGAAUGUUCGAUUUCUUCAAAACAGCUUGCAGAUCACUUCCUGCUGUAAUGGAUAUCUACAAUCUUCACGAUAUCGCCACCAUUUCUCAACUUCGCUCCUCAAUCGCCGCUCAGAUCCGAAAGAAUGCUGAUGUGCGUGAUCCUAAGGUGAUUGACAUGUUAAUCUUUAAAGGAACAGAGGAAUUGGAAAACAUCGUGGAACAUUCAAAACAGCGUCAUCACAUCAUUGGGCAGUAUGUUGUGGGACCCCAAGGGCUUGUUCAGGAUACGGGUUCCAAAGAACAGGGUCUCUCCCCUUUUCUUAAGAAUUUCUACAAAAGUAACUAUGUCUGAACCAUUUAUGCACAUCCAUUGUUGCUCAUGGGAAAUUGCUUCCAGUUGUGGACAGUCAAAUAAGAACGAUGUCGAUGUUCAAUGUCUUUCUGGUGGGAAAAUGAAUCCUCCUUUUGGUUUCUUUGUAUAAUGAACUAGAUGCAGCAUGAUCUUAGCUGCUUUUUUUAUAUGAUCAUGGCUACCAGCAAGAAAAUGAUUGUUAUCA
Beta vulgaris subsp. vulgaris (sugar beet) is the source of this 706-nucleotide messenger RNA. RefSeq names its product NADH dehydrogenase [ubiquinone] 1 alpha subcomplex subunit 6. The record is from RefSeq and is a predicted model, not a curated record. Gene Ontology annotation, biological process: response to oxidative stress. The coding region runs from base 106 to 501 and encodes 131 amino acids. Lineage: Eukaryota; Viridiplantae; Streptophyta; Magnoliopsida; Caryophyllales; Amaranthaceae. The transcript is spliced from 2 exons.